AUGCUGACAACUUCUAUCGAUAAUAUGGAAAUAUCAUGGCCAACAAAGAAAACUAGGACUACUGAGAAUGAUACUGCCCUAAUCGAUGAUCCACAAGUAACUCUUACUCAUCUAUCAACUAUGACAAUAAAUCUCAACAAACCAAAAGAAAACGUUGCAUCUCUGGUACAAGAGUCAAUGACAUCAUUACCGGAAACUAACACAACAAACGUGGGAAAAGGCAACACUAAUUCACACGCUGAUCGGCAGAUUUAUUUGUCAACUGAUAAUAGCAGUACCAUUAUAGAAAUACAACAAUUGGGGAAGGCCCCAGAACUAACCCUGCAGCCAAAUGGGCACCCGAUCAACAUCAAACAAACUGAUGACAAAGAUAUGGACACAAGAUCCAAUACCACCAUUGAGUCCCUCUCUAGGAUCUCAUACAGCAAAGCGGUUAAAAAAAAUAUAUUCACUUCUAACAAGAAAAAAGAUGACGUCUCAUUAGUGUAG
Molecule: messenger RNA, 489 nt
Organism: Dentiscutata erythropus
Lineage: Eukaryota; Fungi; Glomeromycota; Glomeromycetes; Diversisporales; Gigasporaceae
Source: the annotation of a GenBank genome assembly